Molecule: messenger RNA, 4588 nt
Organism: Trichoderma citrinoviride
Lineage: Eukaryota; Fungi; Ascomycota; Sordariomycetes; Hypocreales; Hypocreaceae
Product: TIP120-domain-containing protein
Exons: 6
Coding region: 136-4206 (1356 amino acids)
Biological process (GO): SCF complex assembly; protein ubiquitination
Cellular component (GO): nucleus
Source: RefSeq, a predicted model, not a curated record
GCCUGCCUGAAGCUCGACCCCACCAACAGCCGCUCACCCAAGCAAACAGCUUCAUCAUCACGCGCCUGCGAGCUUCAAGUGGAUGCGCUGACCCGGCAUCACUUCGCCCUCUGAAAGACAGCGAGGAGCAGCAUCAUGGCUACCGCCUCCGGCGCUCAGGUCUCGCCGCAGGCCAUAAUAGGCCAUGUCCAGAAGCUGAGCGAUGCGGACCCCGACUUCCGCUUCAUGUCCCUCAACGACCUGCUGCAGCUGCUCACCACUGCACGAGACGACUUCCUCCAGCACGACUACAACAUUGCUGCAAGGACUGUUGAUGGCAUCAUCAAGACGCUGGACGAUCAGAAUGGAGAGGUGCAGAACCUAGCCAUCAAGUGCCUUGGGCCGCUUGUUGGCAAAAUCCCGACCCCCAUCAUCGCCCCGAUGAUCGAUAAGCUGUCGUCACUGAAGCUCAAGAACUCUGUGGACACCGCCGUGCCUUCAUUGGCGCUGCGUGCCGUCAUCACCGCGCUUCCUCGACCGAUCCCAGGUAUCCCCAGCUCUGUUGGUGUUCAAGAGGCAUACAACGCUGUCAGCCGCGUGCUGAUUCCACGGCUCAUUGGGCCUGGACCUCUGACGCGAGUUCCGUCAGCGCCCCGAAUCAACCUUCCUCCCGUCCCGGCAGGGCUGCUUCAGGACGAUAACGGCGUCAACGCGGAGGCGGUCGAUGUCCUAGUAGAGGUCGUCAGGUGUUUUGGACCAUUGCUACAGCAGGUUGAAGUUGAAGCAAUGCAGGAGGUCGUCUUGCAGCUGCUGCAGGGGGACAAGGCUUCAUCUGUGGUCAAGAAGAGGGCUGUGGUGGCUAUCUCUAUGCUCGCAGUCUAUCUCACAGAUGCCCACUUGGAGGACGUCAUCAAUCGGAUAACAGCCGGUCUGUCCGAACCCAACAUUCCGCCUGUCACGCGUCGUCUCUACAUCUCUAUAUUGGGCAGCAUGGCUCGGUCAAUCCCUCCCAGGUUUGGCGUACACCUUCCCAAGACCAUGCCCUUUAUCCUCGAUGCUCUGUCUGAGAAAGAGCUAGAAGAGCACCUGGAAAAGAUUAGCGACGGGGAUGACUUGGGACAGGAGUUCAAUGAGAUCCGCGAGACGGCGCUAGUCGCCCUCGAGGCAUUCUUGGCUUCAUGUCCGCAGGAGAUGCGGCCCUUCACGGACGCCACCCUCACCUCUUGCUUGCGAUAUCUCAAGUACGAUCCCAAUUACGCGGUGGAUGACGAGGAGGAGAUGGAUGUAGAUGACGAGGAAGAGGAAGACGAGGAUGAUGAGUUUGAAGACGACGACGGCUUCGAGGACGACGAUGACGACGCAAGCUGGAAGGUCCGUCGCUGUGCCGCGAAGGCGAUUUACACGCUCAUCUCCACCCGUGGCAGCGGCGAUCUACUCGACAAUGGUGUCCUGUACAACCAGGCAGCUCCGACUCUCGUCAAGCGCAUCGAAGAGAGAGAGGAAAACGUUCGUCUGGAGGUCAUAUCCGCUCUGUCGCUCCUCAUUCGCAAGACUGGCGAGGGCCUUCACACCGUAGAUCUGUCUCGUGACGAGUAUGAGCCCGAGUUGGUCUCGCAGAUGCCUCUCAGCCGCAAGAGGAGAAGGCAGAGCAGCGUCGGGGGAACGAGCGCUGCCAAGUUCAUGGCGGGCUCCGGCAUCACAUCUCUUCCUGCCGAGAAGAUUCCCUCCCAGGGCCCACGGGCGGACCUCUCCAAACUGACUCCCGCCAUUGUCAAGGCCGCGACCAAGCAGCUCAAGGGAAAGACCGUUCCCACGAAGCAGGCCGUCAUCAGCAUGCUGGAUGACCUGGUGUCUGUUCAGCACGGUAGCCUUGUCGAGUUUUUCCCCGAAAUCAUUGGCCCCAUUGUCGAUGCUGUCAAGGCCCCGAGCACCAGCGCAAUUUCGUCUUCUCUCGCGGCCGCAGGAGGCUCGGCAUCCGCCACCCCAAGCACCCUUCGCGUUGCCUCGUUGAAGCUCAUAAGCGAUAUCGCGAAGACGCAUUCGUCCUCGGUGCUGCAGCCAUAUUUGAGCAAGGUUGUUGCCGGUGUUACGUCGGCAGUCCAUGACCGGUUCUACAAGAUUUCAAGCGAGGCCAUUCGCACAUCAGAAGAGCUUGUCAAGGCCAUUACUCCCCCGCGGUCGCGUAACGGUGGCGCAAAGUUCAAGGACGACCUGGACAAACUCUACGAAGUCAUCAUAGACCGUGGCUCUGCCAACGACGUCGACGCAGAGGUUCGGCAGCGUGCGAUUCAUGCCCUUGGGAUCCUCAUCGCCCGGACCUCCAGCGAGGAAGGAUCCGGCCUCUUGUCGCCUGAGAAGCGCACCGCCGCCCUGAACAUUAUCCAGGAGAGGCUGAAGAACGAGACGACUCGCCUUGCUGCGGUGCGUGCCGUAGAUAAUGUUGCGGCGUUCGCUGUGUCUCCCGACCAGCUAGACAAACAAUGGAUUCAAGAUGUCGCACUUGAGCUCUCGGCCCAGCUGCGCAAAGCCAAUCGGUCUCUGCGCGGCUCCAGCAUCCAGGCUCUCAAGCACCUUGUGCUCUCCAAAGCCACUGAGGGCAAGCUAGAACCAGCUACGAUCCAGGGCAUCGUGUCAGCGGUGCUGCCCGCCAUCAAGAACAGCGAUACGCAUCUCCUUGGUCCAACCUUGAUCAUCCUGGGCAGCAUGGUGAAAGAUCACGCAAGCUUGAUUGUCAACGAAGAGAUGAUUGGCGCGCUCUGCCAGCUGCUGAAAUCGCACUUUGCUAAUAUCGUCCUCGAUCAGCUGCUCGACUUGAUCAGCCGCGUCGGCGAGAGUGGCGCUGGCGAGCCUCUUAUGCAGGGCCUCCUCAAGGACGUGAGCGUCCAGGGCGACCCGAUUGUCGUGGGCAAGGUGAUAGGGACCCUUCUCGUGACGGGCGGUACCUCGGCGGGCGUUUCUCUCGACAGCUUCGUCGCGGAGCUCCAUGGCAGCACAAAGCGGGGAGACGACGCCGGUAUAAGCCUUGCGCUGGCGGUGCUGGGAGAGUCUGGAAUGAGGCUGGGGGCCAAGUCGCCUCUCAAACCUCAAUUGUUCCUGGAGCAGUUUCACUCGGAGCCGGACAAGGUGUCGCUGGCUGCUGCCAUUGCACUCGGCAGAGCUGGGUCCGGGAAUGUGCCCGAGUAUCUGCCAGUGAUUCUCAAGACGAUGGAGAGCGGAGGCAACACGCAAUACUUGCUGAUUCAAUCGAUCAAGGAGAUUCUGCAGUCGAUCCCGGCUCAGUCUACCGAUCUCCAGACUUAUGCCACGGCAGUCUGGGACCAGCUCAUUGGGGCAUCGCAGAGUGCUGACAACAAGAUUAUCUGCGCCGAGUGUGUCGGCCGCCUUGCGACUCUGGAUCCGGUCACCUUUAUGCCCAAACUACAGACUCUCUUGAAGGACAAGUCACCAGGGAUUCGUGCCAUGGCAGUGCAGGCUGUCAGGUACACGCUUCCCGAGAGCGAUGAGACGUUUGAUGCAAUGCUACGAAACGUCCUCGUUGAGAUGCUCCUGGUCAUGCUGCAGGAUUCCGAUAUGGAAAUCCGACGACUGGCGAUGACGACGCUAAACUCGGCAGCCCACAACAAGCCGGACCUCAUCCUGCCCCAUCUGGGCGAACUGCUGCCUUUUGUUCUCAGCGAAUCGGUGAUCAAGAAGGAGCUCAUCCGAGAGGUCCAGCUGGGUCCUUUCAAGCACAAGGUCGACGACGGCUUGGAAGUUCGCAAGAGCGCGUACGAGACGCUUUACGCGCUGAUGGAGACGGCCUUUACGCGGAUCAACAAUAUCGACUUUUACGACCGAGUCAUUGCCGGCCUCAAGGACGACAACGACAUUCGUCAGCUGUGCAACCUGAUGGUGACCAAGCUGAUUGUCAUCGACCCCGACGAGACGGCUCGACGGCUCGACUCGAUUGCCGAGGCGUACCGCGGUGUUCUCUCCAUCAAGCUCAAGGAUAAUGCCGUCAAGCAGGAUGUGGAGAAGCAAGAGGAAACCAACAAGAGCAUCCUGAGGGUGACGCUCCUCCUUGGAGACAAGAUGAAGGCGAUGACUGGAAAUGCCGGGGCGGCGACCAGCAACACGGCGGCAACGGGGGCUUGGACGGCCUACUGGGAGUGGGCGAACAAGGAGUUUGAUCGGCAACUAAAGAGCCUGCGGGAGGAAAGCAGCCAGCUCCACACGAGGACUCUGUGAGGAGAGUGGGUGCAGACAGGGUGAGCAGGCCAAUGGGAGAGGGACGGACUUUGUUUGAAGAGUGAUGCGGUGUAACCAUGGCAUUCUGCCUGCCUUACCGACACACGCUGGCGACCCGUCUAAAUAUGCACGUUGGUAGAAGGGCCCAAGGCUUUACGAAGUAUGGGGACUAUGGCAGCGGUAUGAAGACAUUCUUGUAUGAAGUAGUUAGUCUAGCAGCACAGUAGUAGCAUUGGAAGGGGCAAAAAAGACUCAUUCCUGCAGAGAUAUCCAGGUUGUAGUUGAUAGCCGCGGCCGGGUAUGGGUCAGCACAUGUACCUAGCAUACAAGUUUGCAGUAAGAUCAUGUACCUGCUUCAUACGGACCCCGUGCUAUUGGGUGA